Molecule: messenger RNA, 973 nt
Organism: Elgaria multicarinata webbii
Lineage: Eukaryota; Metazoa; Chordata; Lepidosauria; Squamata; Anguidae
Gene: EXOSC8
Product: exosome component 8
Exons: 11
Coding region: 35-883 (282 amino acids)
Biological process (GO): TRAMP-dependent tRNA surveillance pathway; nuclear polyadenylation-dependent mRNA catabolic process; nuclear mRNA surveillance
Cellular component (GO): cytoplasmic exosome (RNase complex); nuclear exosome (RNase complex)
Molecular function (GO): mRNA 3'-UTR AU-rich region binding
Source: RefSeq, a predicted model, not a curated record
CCCGCCGAGAGAGACGGGCCUUGAGGAGAAGGCGAUGAUGGCGGCGGCGGCGGCGGCCGCGGGCGGGUUCAGAACCGUGGAACCUUUGGAGUAUUACAGAAGAUUUUUACAAGAAAAUUGUCGGCCUGACGGAAGGGACCUUGGUGAAUUCAGAACUACAACUGUCAACACAGGUUCAAUUACAACCGCAGAUGGCUCCGCCCUUGUGAAGCUUGGAAAUACUACAGUGAUAUGUGGCAUAAAGGCGGAAUUUGCAUCACCCCCUGUUGAUUCCAGUAACAAGGGAUAUAUUGUUCCUAAUGUGGAUCUUCCUCCACUCUGUUCAUCAAGAUUUCGGCCUGGACCUCCAGGGGAAGAUGCUCAGGCAGCUAGUCAGUUUUUGGCAGAUAUGAUUGAAAAUUCACAGGUAUUACUGAAAGAAGAUCUCUGCAUUGUAGAUGGGAAGAUCGUUUGGGUUCUGUACUGUGACAUUAUAUGCUUAGACUACGAUGGAAACCUUCUGGAUGCGUGCAUCUGUGCUUUCUUAGCAGCUUUAAAAAAUGUGAAGUUGCCUGCUGUUACUGUAAAUGAAGAAACUGGUUUAGCAGAAGUUAACUUGAAAGAGAAGAUUCCUUUGACUAUUCGAAAGCAACCAGUGGCUACAUCAUUUGUGUUAUUUGACAAGUUAGUGAUUGUUGACCCAACAGCAGAAGAGGAGGACUUGGCAACUGGGACUUUAACCAUUGUCACUGAUGAAGAAGGAAAUCUGUGUUCUGUUUAUAAGCCAGGAGGAAGCGCAUUAACAGGAGCAAAAUUUCAAGAUUGUAUCAAUCGGGCAAGAGCACGGCACAAAGAAGUGGAGAAACUAAUGGAUAAAGUGGUGAAAAGUGUAAAAGAAACAUAAAGAGAGCCUUUUUAAAGGUAGAUUUAUAAAAAGUAUAUUUGCUACAGUGCUUACAAGCUCAUUAUCUUGAAUAAACAAGUACUACAAUUA